Ectocarpus sp. CCAP 1310/34 is the source of this 1278-nucleotide messenger RNA. The record is from the annotation of a GenBank genome assembly. Lineage: Eukaryota; Phaeophyceae; Ectocarpales; Ectocarpaceae.
AUGCCUUGCACCUAUAACUGUUUCGUACCCCGGCACGUUGUUGUAACCGCUCCCCAGGGCUUUGGGGAGGCACACACGGCCAAUCCCAAAGUGGUGUCGGACAUGACGUCCCUACACCAUAUUCACGAGGCCGGUAUCCUGUACAACCUGAGGGAGAGGUCCAAGCUCGAGAGUCAGCGACCAUACACCUUCAUGAAGGCCGUUGUCUUGUACCUUCAACGGCAUGCGUCGUCGGCCGUUCUGUCGCCACCCCGCCACCGCCGCUUCUGUCAGGGUACCAUUCUUAUCGCCGUGAACCCGCUGCGAAGAAUCCCCGACCCGGACGUGAGCGAGUACAUGAACCGCUCCCUCGAUCCAGAGGCCCCACAUCCCUACGCCAUCGCUGAGGUAACCUUUCGAUCCGUGCCGUGGUCGCUAGUGAUCUCGGCUUUCCCUGGUGCUCUGGCAUACCACCAGAUGCGGCUAGGAACGGGGCGGAAAGCGGCCAAUCAGUCCAUCGUAGUCUCGGGUGAGAGCGGCGCGGGAAAGACCGAGACCAGCAAGAUCAUCCUCACCUUCCUCACACAUCGGUCCGCGGGGGGAGUGGCAAGCCUGGAUCAGAAGGUGAUGGACUCCUCUCCGAUCCUGGAGUCGUUCGGCAACGCCAAGACUCUGCGGAACAACAACUCGUCGCGGUUCGGGAAGUUCCUGAAGCUGCAGUUCACCAAGGACAAGCACCUACUAGCGGGCGCGUUCAUCGAGACCUAUCUCCUGGAGAAGAGCCGCGUGCUCACGCCAGGGAUGGGCGAAAGGAACUUCCACGUCCUCUACCAGCUCGUGGCCGGCGCUUCGGGCUUGGCCUUAAAUCUGAAGCUGGAGGGCGUGGGCUCGUACAAGAUUCUCUCCCGUGGCGAUUGCACUGCAUUGGAUGGCGUGGACGACGCCAACGAGUUCAGAGGGGUCAGGGCCGCAUUUGACACGAUCGGAAUGAGCGAGGAGUCGCAGCUGCAGGUCUGGCAAAUGCUGGCAGCGAUGCUGCACCUGUCGAACUUGGAGUUCAACAAAGUUGACCACCAGCAGGGCGAGAUCGCCGAUAUCUCUGACAGCGAGACCCUGUCGACACUGGCAAGGCUGCUUGGGGUGGGAGAAGGGGCGCUCGGGAAGAUGCUAACGCAGCGGGUGAUAGUCACGCGGGGGGAGACCUUCAUCAUUCAGCUCGGCCUGGACGACGCGAACCUCGUCCGCGAUGCCAUCGUGAAAUCGCUCUACGAGGCAGCGCUGGUUUCGAUGUGCCGCUGA